This is a messenger RNA of Cyclopterus lumpus (lumpfish), 5298 nucleotides long. It is a transcript of the gene nbr1b, whose product is annotated as NBR1 autophagy cargo receptor b. The coding region runs from base 141 to 3314 and encodes 1057 amino acids. Gene Ontology annotation, cellular component: phagophore assembly site. Gene Ontology annotation, molecular function: ubiquitin binding. The transcript is spliced from 23 exons. NCBI's taxonomy places the organism in Eukaryota, Metazoa, Chordata, Actinopteri, Perciformes, Cyclopteridae. The record is from RefSeq and is a predicted model, not a curated record. Gene Ontology annotation, biological process: macroautophagy.
AAUACGCCCCCCCCCUUCCGUCUGAUAAAUCACAGUGGAGCGAAUGUGCGAGAUAACCCGAAUAGCCUCCGUCUGUCAGUCGCAGCGCUCCUCCUUGUCCGUCGAGUGUAAUAUGCGGUAAGGCGCCGACGGGCACCGCCAUGGACUUCUACAUCAAUCUUAAGGUGAAUUUCAGAGGAAAUUCCAAAAAUUUCCUCCUGUCGGGAUCCGAGACCAAGAGCUGGGAGUCGAUGGAGGCCAUGGUGAAGCGCUCGUUUGGCCUGUGCAGUCUUCAGCUGACCUACUUUGAUGAGGAGAACGAGGAGGUGUCCAUUAACAGCCAAGUGGACUAUGAGGAGGCAUUGAAGAGUGCAGCGAGGCAGGGGAACCGACUCCACAUGAACGUGUACGAGACUCGAGGCCAGCCGGCGAGGGUCCCAUCCAACAAGGCCAGCGGAACAGAGCCCAAGAGGGGCUUCAGACCCCCGCAGCACUGUCCCGCUCUGGCCCAGGUGGUCAGCCGCAAAGUACAGGCUGCAGUUCCAGAACAGGGCAUGGUGAUGUUGAAAGACAUGAAGGGGACCAAAGAAGAAGACAAGACUCCUCCAGCCUGGUUCACCUCUUACAUGGAGAAGUUUAAGGACCAGGUAGUCCGUGAGGCGGUGGAGAAGAUCUGCCGUGAGUUCUCUGGACAAUGCUGCAUCCACAAGCCUCUGGGAGGAGGAGGAGGAGCAGCGGCAGCAGGAGCAGGAGCAGGAGCAGGAGCAGGAGCAGGAGUUGGUGGAGGUGGAGGUAGAGGGGAGGCAGUAGGAGGAGCGGAGGCCCAGCAGGUCCCCGAGGUUUCCUCCUCCACUCUGCCCGGAGCUCCAUCCUCCUCCACGCCUCCCUGCUCCUCCUGCCGGGGCCAGACCACGGGAGGAGGCUACCAGUGCAGUGUGUGUACUUCCUGUACCCUGUGCGAGCCCUGCAGUUUCUCUCAUGAUCCCAGUCACAACCUGGUGAGAGCCAGAACUCCUCUGUCCAUCCCAGAGCACGGGUCACCUGCCCCAGACCACAGCAGGUUCUACCGGCGAGGCGACCGCAGCUUCAGAAAGGCGGAGAAGCAGCGGCUGAAGGCGGAGAAGCGCCUGCUGAAGGCCGAGGUCAAGGAGAUCCGGAAACAGCUGAGAAUGGAGAGGCGGGGUAUACAGUGGAGCUCCUCCCACAGAGAUGGAAGCUCCUCCCCUGUCCUUCUGCAGCCUCGAGCCACCCAGCACAACAGCCCUGAACGUCCAAAGCGUCCCUGUCCCCUGGUGGUUCCAGCCAUGACGGCUGCCUUUCUGGACGAGAACCUUCCUGAUGGAACCCGACUGCGUCCUGGGACCAAGUUCAUCAAGUACUGGAAGAUGAGGAACACUGGAUCAAUCUGCUGGAGCGCUGACACCAAGCUGAAGUUCAUGUGGGGAAACCUGGCGGUGGGUUCUGGAGACCGUUGGAGAGAAGUGUCUGUUCCCUUCCUCCAGCCAGGACAGGUUGGCAUCGUGAGUGUGGCGCUGUGUGCUCCUGCCGUGGAGGGCUCCUACACCUCCCACUGGCGCCUGGCCCACGGCGGAGAGCAGUUUGGACCCCGGGUCUGGUGCAGCAUCGUGGUCGAUCCUCUGGCCCCAGCGCCCAUGAUGGCUGAUGGGAUACUGGUGUCACCGUGUGUCACGCCUCAGGGUAAGAACCCAGUCGCGAAGGAUGGAAAAGCCUGUGCAGCCAGAGAGCAGCCCCUGAUGUCAGUGGACCAGGAGGAGUACUACAUCCCCUCUGUGGACCUGCUCACUGCCCAGGAUCUUCUAUCUUUUGAGCUGUUGGACAUCAACAUCGUCCAAGAGUUGGAGAGUGUCCCAAACAACACGCCUGCUGACAUGACUCCCUGCAUGUCCCCUCUACCUCAAGAUGGCCACCUGCAGGACAAGGGCAGUACUUCUUUGGCUCUCAUCCAGGAAGAAAGUGAAGUCAUUAAUAGUAUCAUGGAUGUCCCCAAUGGGGCGGGAUCUGGAGCAGACGGAGGCGGAGUCCCAGCUCAAGAGGAAGGGGAGGACGACAUCAGCGGGACUCAGUUUGUUUGCGAGACUGUGAUUCGCUCAAUGACCCUGGAGGAGGCCCCUGACCACACCCCUCUGAGAGUGUCCCGCAAAGGGCCAGUGGUGCGUCCGGCUGCUCAGGGCGGCUCCUCCUCCUCUUCCUCCUACUCCUCCUCCUCUGUGAAGAGUAAAACAGUGAAAUCAGAAGAGAGACCAGACAGCAGCCCCAGCACCUCUAAAAGCCCCCUGAAACCACCGGCUACGCUGAUGGCUUCCCUCCCACCGCCACUGAAAGCCUCCCUGCCGGCUCCACUGUAUGUGGCCUCAACCCUGGGACCCGGCCCCAGCUCAGCCCCAACCCCGCUCAUUGCUCCGCCCAGGUCCUUCACACUGCAGGAGCACUCAACCACAGUUGAAGGUGAGGAAUCCCACACGGAGAACAUCCGUGUGGAGAAGGAGCCAGGGGAGGAGAAGGAGAAGGAGGGAGGGGAGAAGAGAGAUGGGACGAGGAGUCGCUCCUCCUCCACCUCCUCAGAAGAUUACAUCAUCAUCCUCCCUGACUGCUUUGACACCAGUCGGCCACUGGGGGAAUCCAUGUACAGCUCUGCUUUGUCCCAGCCUGGGGACAUCCCAGCCAAGACCCCCACAGACACAGAAACCCCCUCUCCCGACCAACCGGGCAGUUCAACCCCACAGGGGGAGCUUGGUGAGGCAGAAGAAGCUGCGGCGGCUGCAGGGACAGCGAUGUCGGACAACAACAGUGCCAACGACAUGCUUUGUACCUCUCAGACGUUAGACGACGAGCCUCUGACACCUGAAGUGGUGGCACCGCCUCAAGCCAUCACCACACAAAGUCCAGGGAGCAGUGAAGAAACUGAUGUGGACCCUGCCACUGCUGGGGAAGGAGCAGAGGGCUCUGAACUGUACCAAACUGAGGAUGUCUCUGGUCCUGAACAAACUCAGACAGAUGAUGCUGAAGUGACUGAAGACACAGAGGACGACAACCCUGAGGACCCCAGGCACCCAGGCCUCACCAGCGGCCUGGUGAAAGGAGCCUUGUCAGUAGCUGCGUCUGCCUACAAAGCUCUGUUCACUGGACAAGGCCCCACACAGCCUCCAGUGGAUGCAUCCACCCAGGAAACCAUGAUGGCCGUGCUGGUUGAAAUGGGUUUUGGGGACCGGCCACUAAACCAGCGGUUGCUGAAGAAAUAUAACUACAACUUGCUGGACGUGGUCAACGAGCUUGUUCAGAUGACUGACAAUGACUGGUACUCUACACGCUACUGACGAGAAACAGAGAGAGAGAGAGGGGGAGAAAUGUAGAAAGAAGAGAGAAUGAGAUUAAACAAGACAUUCCAGAGGAAAGACUGGAAAAGAGAAAUUCAUUUCUGCUCAUCUACCCUUUUUUUGCCUUCCACCUUCUCCCCCAUCUCUCCUCUGAUUGGUCCAGUUGGAUUGAGAUCGAUCCUCUCUAAGGACACUUAAGGAGACAUUCCAGCUAACUCUCUGGGAUGUACUGGAGCUUCAAACACCCACUGUCUGUAGUGUUACUUUCAGCUUAGGUCUUGAUUGUGGCAGGGCAGCGGCUUUGCAUAGGAAUUUAAGAGGAAUGAGGACAGAGACAAGUUUAUCAAGUCUCAAAAGAGCUAUAUGUAGCAUUUAGCAUUUGCCAAAAGUGAGUCCCACUGCAGCCUGCACUGCUCUAUUUAUAUUGAAAGGCCACUAGUAACAACAAAUAUGUAUUUUAAUGUGACACAACAGGCUAACGUGAAGCUGUACCUUCAAAAACCACCAUGCCCUAAAGUAAUGUAACAUAUUUUACAGCUAAUAUAAAUGAAAUGCUACACAUAGCACAUUCCGGCUUUACCCUUUUACCUGGGACACUGAUAAUAUCCAGUAUUCAGCUCUGCACCAAGAACCAUAGUGGGGAGAUUCACUUCACAGGUCGCUUUGGCGUCACUUAGUUAGAACACGUGUUCACAUGAUAGUAAGUUACAGAUCAGAAAACCACAUUGAAGUUACACCAUCAGCCCAGAGCACUGAUAUACUUUCUUUUAACUGUGUGUUUGUGUGAGCAUGGUGGAUCCCUUCUGUGAUUGGAUCCUCGAAAAAUGAUCACUACACAUUCCAUAAGAUGAAGCUAAGCCAAGGAAGCUAGUCGCUGCUUUUUCCUGGUAUGAUGAAUAAACAAAUAGUAAACUCGUGGAGUGGCGCCAUGUAAAGGCAUGUUUACAUUGUGCAAAAUUCUAAAUCCCAAAUGAAGAUUUUCCAGAGUUGGCCAAGAAUUAUUUGGACCUCACCUGCCUUAGAGUUCAGAUAACAAAGAGCCUGGGUUCUUGCAGAACUCUAGGCCAACUUGAAAUACGGUUAGGGCGGUUCAAAUUUAAUUUGUAAAGAAAAUUUUAAUUUUGUUGAAUUCAUGUGUGGGACACAUUAGAUAUGCAAUGCCAAAGAUGCAAUGUAAUACUUUGCAUUAGUCUGGCAAGGUAGUCUUUGGUUCUUAUCUUGGGUCCGGGUCUCAAAGUUGGCAGUACCAAUUAUGUUUAGUCAGGUCCAGACUCCGAGAUGCAGGUUCCAGGUUCAGGUCUCAGCUCUCGGCCUAUUUUAAAGAGGGUACCAUCUUUUAAAUGUCUACUGUUGUGUUAGGCCAUUAUUGCAAAUAAAUACACAUUGCCAAUUGAUUGCCCUGAGGUGUCAUUGGUAAAUUCACUUACCUGUUACAUAUAUCAGGAUUGUGAUAUAGAAUGACAUCCACGCCUAAAGGCUGCCACUGUAGGCAGCCAAGCAUGUGAACAAUACUGCUUACGUUGGAGCCACAUGUCUAUUUGUUCAUGUUGGUAAAAAGCAAGUAUAUCAUGACCUUUGAGCGGGUACAAAGUGAUUAUCUGUGCUCAUUUAGGUUCAAACAUACAGUAUAGCGUUAUUAAUAUUAUUAUUAUUAUUGUUGUUUUAUGACAUGUCCAUAUCACUGGAGCAUAGAAAGAGUUUCCACACACCUCUCACUGUACUGUAUGCAUAAUCUACCGAAGAUUAGUUGAUGACUACUAAGAAAGCAAAAAAAUUACAAAAAACAUUAUAGUGUUUGCACUUAAAAGCUUGCCAUUCACAGGGACCAUUCAGUCAACAUAAACUGUGUUCCUAAUAUUGACUCUCCCAUCUCACAUUUUCUGGACCUGUUAUUGUUGUUGUAAGCUGGUUCUCACAAUAAGCAUCCUCAGUGUUCCCUGAUGAUCCAAUAAACUCUUUGUUUAUAGGUUUAAAAUGUUAAAAA